This is a messenger RNA of Vicia villosa (hairy vetch), 1582 nucleotides long. RefSeq lists its product as uncharacterized. The record is from RefSeq and is a predicted model, not a curated record. Lineage: Eukaryota; Viridiplantae; Streptophyta; Magnoliopsida; Fabales; Fabaceae. The transcript is spliced from 4 exons. Bases 127 to 714 code for a protein of 195 amino acids.
UAACUCCACAAGAAGCCAAGCUUGUUUGCCGAUGGUUAACUGAAUUGAGAAUGCCCGAUGGUUAUGCCUCUAACUUGGCAAGAUGUGCUAACGCCAGCACUGGCAAGGUGACUGGAAUGAAAAGUCAUGAUUGAGAAGUGUGUAUGGCACACACUUGAUGAGGAGCUGGUUGAGAUAAAUUUUAGGAAAAGGGCAUCGGCACGACUUUCAGAUAUGCUUAGGCGUGCCAGACGUGGAUAUGAAGAAAGAGGGAUCAGACCUCUAUGGAUGGGCGAAAACGUGUUUAAAGAAAUGCUUGUUUAUUGGAAAACAGACGAGUUUAAGAAAAAAUCUGAAAAAGCAAAGCAGCGUAGAGCAUCAGAAAAUGGAUCCGCUAAUCAUAGAGCCGGAAGCAUUAGUAUUGCUGAUCAUGCUGAACGGAUGGCUGUGGCUAAGAGAAGAGCUCCAUUAAUGCAAGAGCUUCACGAGAGGACUUAUCGAGGAAGAGAUGGAGAGUAUUGCGACGACCGUGCUAGAGAUACUCAAGCGGAGUACCAAAGGUUGAAGAAGGAGUUUUUAGCUAAACACCCUGAGUUAGGCGGUCCACAUGGACGAUAUCCUCUUGAUCCAGCUAUUGAUCAGUAUUUGUGGUUGAGAGCAAGUAAGGGAAAGAAGAGAAAUGGAAAAAUUUAUGCUACUGGACCUUUAGCUAGCAACUACAAAAAAAGGGGAUAGGUAUUCUUUAUUUAGGAGAAUUGCUGACGGGGAAGGAUCUUCACGUCCUCCGACAUUAACCCCUGAAAUAACUGAAACAAUUAAACAACUAGCUCAGAGUGAAGCAGCACGUGAAAAUAAAACAUUGAGAAAAAAACAAAUGGAGUUGGAGGAAGCAUUGAGACUUUCACAAGAGCAAAUGAUGCUUACACAACAACAAAUUCAACAACAAGUGCAACAACAAAUACAACAACAAAUGCAACAACAAAUGCAACAAAUGCAACAAUUCUUUCGACAAAAAUAUGGUGGUGGUGGAUUUGGAGCGGUUGGUAACCAGGGAGUAGUAGACGAGAAUGAUGAAGAAAACGAAAAUAAUGCGGACGACCCAGAUCCUAAGUGAAUAUUAUUUUGAAUUUAAAUAUUUUGGAUUAAUCAUGUUUCUUUAUAUUAAAUAUGUAUUUCUUUAUAUUAAUUAUAAACUUUUUAAUAUUAAGUAUGAAUUUAAAUAUUUAGAAUUAACUAUAAAUUUAGUAUUUUUAAAAAAAAUUGAAUUUUAAUUAUUUAUUAUAUUUAUAUUAUUCUAAAUAUUUAGAAUAAUAUAAUUUUUUUUUACUAUAUACGUUACAAUUUGCAGCAUGCAAUAAACAAGGAAAUGUUAAAAUAUUUGCCAGGUGAAAUACACCCUGCAAAUAUUAAAUAUUCAAAUAUUGCUAGGUGACUAUCACCCCGCAAGUUGUCUAACAUACAACUGGAUCAUUUGUGUCACACUGAACGAAGUUGUAAGUACAUAUUAGAUAGCGUGUUUGCGGGGUGCAAUACACCUAGCAAAGUUGCGGGGUGAAAAACACAAUGCAGAAUCACCUAUUUCACCUGCUCUGACUCAACUGAC